This is a messenger RNA of Magallana angulata, 2750 nucleotides long. RefSeq lists its product as uncharacterized. The record is from RefSeq and is a predicted model, not a curated record. The coding region runs from base 201 to 2063 and encodes 620 amino acids. The transcript is spliced from 9 exons. NCBI's taxonomy places the organism in Eukaryota, Metazoa, Mollusca, Bivalvia, Ostreida, Ostreidae.
AAAAAUGAAAGUGAAAGUAGUAAAUAGCGUUUCUCACUUUCUGCGUAAUUUGUUAGGAAACAAUUUUACGAUUUGUAUUCUGAUGAUGUGCAUCCGCUUAAGUCUACAGUAUAAUAUGAAUAUGUUAAAAUGAGAAAAUUGACAGCUGCUAAAUAAAGGUAUAUCAGUACCGCCUGCAGUCAAUAUCACUGAGAAAAAAUAUGGGGAUCCGAGGUCUAUUGUCUCAUUGUCUAAGAAGAAGAGAAGAGUGUGUGGAUGAAGUGGACCUAGUGGCUCUAGCUAAAAGCAGAGGAGGCAUUGAAAUUAUUGUGGACUUUUACUCCUUUGAGCAUAUGGUGGUUCCCAAAUUCUGGAAAGGACUUGGCAGUCUCAGAAAUAACCAAUUUCUUAAGAUUCUUGGUGGGGAAUACAAAUCACUGAAAACCUUUAUCAAGAGAUUUAUUGAAAUUUUCAGACAGCUUAAGAUUUCAUUCGUGUUCAUUAAGGAUGCUACCAAAGGAUGUUCGGAAGCCAAUAGUCAGCAGAAGCUAGACACAUGGAUGAAAAGACACCACAAGGAGGUGGAGAAUUUGAAUGAAGUGAUCAAUGUGUGCAGAGGAAGGAAAGAAGUGUCAAACCUGGAAGAACAAAUGUUCACCAGACCAGUGUGUUUAGAAAUUCAGAUUGUUGAGACACUUAUGUCUUGUGGGUGUGAAAUGAUCCAAAGUGUCACAGGAGAAGCAGAUUUCAUGAUUGCAAAAGCUCUUCAUGAUCGAGAAAAAGCAUUUGCUAUCUGGAGUAAUGACUCUGACUUCUGUGUUUUUGACAAAUGUAGAUUUAUUCCAAAUGAUUUGUUUGACAUGUACAAUGGUCUUCAGAUGGGAUUGCCCAUUGAAGUUCCGGUGAAACCCGAGGCUGUAUGGUGUGGUGUCAUCUCUAGCGAAAAAGUCCGGUUCUCGUUGGGGUUUCAGAGUCCGCACCUCAUGGUAGAACUGAGCAUCAUUGCUGGCAAUGACUUCACCUCACAGUAUGUCAGUACUGGUUUGAAUAGACAAAUUGACAUAAGAGGAAGGAUUGGUGUCGAAACUUUUGCAGAAUGGGUGAAUCGCUACAGAGGCAUAGAAAAUCAUCCCAUGCUAUACAGGGAAAUGUCACGCAAUGUUAGCUUUGCCAGGGCAGUAGAACACUCCAGAAUGUUCUAUUGUCUUCAAUCCAACCCCGAGGAAAUUGUUCACAAAGGAUACUUUUCUAAGCUCCUUGCAGAGAAGAUUUCUUCUCUUAAAUACCCCAGUCACUUGAUGGCAAUGCACAACAACUUUUACUGGCAUCGACUGUUACAAGAGGAUACCACCAGGGGGCAGCCUUGUGCUGAGGAGGCAUUAACUGAACUACGAGCCCUCAUCUACAGAAUUGUCCUUCCCCGCAGAGAAAAUCUUGUCAACGAGUAUGGGCGCAGCCCUUGGGAUACAUUAAGAAUUGAGGGGGUUUUAGCCAUUGAUGAUCCAAAUCUUCCAGCUCUCCACAAAAUACAAGAAGAUAAGAUAUUCUGGAAUCUGAACUCUUUCCACUAUAUAAUGUCACACCAAGAGCCAGUGGAGAGGCCCAAAUGGUUUGACCGCUAUGGUAGGAAGAAUGGUUUCAUUGUGUACUGUCUACGGUACUUCCUGUUGUUGAACUGGGGGAGGAAUCUUCAGCUGCAGCAGCAGGAGUUCUUGGCCCUGUGUGCCCUCGUGUUUGCACGACCCAGGGAAGAACACUACCAGCAAAUCCAGAUCCGCCCCACCCCCCGAUGUGUGUCCAUUGGGAACUGGUUCCUUGAUGUGUAUCGACAUGCAUUCUUGUUCCUUGGAAAACUGCUCUACCUUACUCAUGAGUUUCCCCUCCCUGAAGAAAUCUACUCGGGAUCUGUAUGGACAUGUUUUUACAUGUGCUGUAAAGAUGACACCUAUUAUGCUGCAUCCAGACAAACGACCCAAGAGGUUCUUUCGUGGAUCCAGGAUCAAAUGAACGCGGUGAUCAGCGAUAAACGUCACGUGAUCAAACAUAUUACAGAGGGAGUGUUUGAAUUUAAUGACCGGUUUUAGUUUAACCAGUGUUCCUGACGCACGUCACGUGAUCAAAAAUGUUUCCAAUUACAAUGUAACGUGAUUAAAUGUUACAGAUGGAGUGUUGAAUUUGACAGAUUCUGUUCUAGCUAAGGAUAAGACACUUGGUUGUGAUCAAACAUAUAACAUAGAGACUCAUAGUUUUUAAUCAAUUAAAGAUAUAGUGACAGCUAUCACGUGUUGAAACAUUACACAGGGAGUGUUUGGUUUAUUAACGGAUUGUAAUCCAGCUAAAAAUAGCAAAAGACGCCAUGUGAUCAUAAUUAACUCAGCCUCAAAUAAUUCGAAAUAUCUUUAAAAGUUUGAACAUUCAUAGACUCAUGAAGACUGAACAUCAUUUUUAGUUUUCUCAAAUUAACGCGCUUAAAUAGUUCAAUUGGAUGUGCGAAACAAUUCAGUUAUGGAGAGAAUCAACUAAAUGAUUGGAAUAUCCAAAUACACACUUUUAAGGAAGAGAUUGCGAAUUAAUGUUACAUUUUGCAAAUAGCCCGGUUAUAUAAUAGUGAGUUUUAGUUUUAAGAACUGCUUUUGUUUUGUUGUUGUUGUCCGUUUGGUAUUAUUUUUUAAGUGUGUGUAUAUGUUUUCACAAGAAAUAAUAGUUUGCAUGGACAAUUGUUAGCGAAUACGCUGCUUAUUACGUUAGUUAAUUAAACUUUUUUACUGUUA